CUGUCUGCCUGCACACCUGGGCAUGCUCUUGUGGGGACUCCAUCUUAGCCUAGGCAAAAGGAGUCUGUUUUUGGUCGGUAUGAAUCAGAAUGGACGCUGUCAGUAGCUUGCACCAGUAAUUGUCGUCCACAGUUUUCUACACCUCGCCGCACGACAUCCAACUGCAUCAUGGGACUUGUCAAUGCCAUCACCAAGGGCACCAGCCUGGCUCUGGCUGCAUCCUCUUUCUUCCCUCACGUGGUAGCAGGGGCACGCACUAACAUCUCGAGGCCAACAAGCGUCGUUCUUCCUCAGGGACGAAUCAAUGGCUUUCGCGACGAUACUCGCAACUCCGUCUAUCUAGGUGUCCCAUAUGCCGCGACAACUGGUGGAGACAAUAGGUGGCGGGCGCCCCAGGACGUCCCGGAAUCAAACUCAACGUUUGAGGCGACUUCCUAUGGGCCGACAUGCCCUCAGGCCAUCUCUGGCACGGCCUUUAGCCAGCAGGGAGAGGACUGUCUCAACCUGAAUAUAUGGUCUCCCUCAACUGGAGAGGACCUGCCCGUUUUCGUGUACAUGUAUGGCGGUGCUAUGGUGACAGGCUCCAACAGCAACCCUCAACUCCAAGGCGCCAACUUUGCCCGCAAUGGAGUUGUCUACGUCAACUUCAAUACUCGCGAGAGCAUAUUCGCGUCUCCGCACUCUUCAGAGUUGGAUGAUGCAAGUCCUGAAGAGUCCCAGAACUUCAGUAUCCUGGACGUUGAGAAGGCUCUCGAUUGGAUCCACGACAACAUCCGGGCCUUUGGGGGAAACCCUGACCACAUUGUGUUUGGUGGUCAUUCUUCAGGCUCCGUGCAUGUCGAUCACUACCUCUGGAACCACCCCGAUACGUGGCUCAAAGGUGCCGUGCAGAUGAGUGCUAAUGCUGUCUCUGGCCCUGCCUAUGCCCCAACCAACGAAGCCCUUGACGCUGUUGCCACCGAAGUGGGAUGCCCUGCCGGCGGCGAUGGUCAGAUCGACUGCCUGCGCAAGGUUGACCUCUAUGCUUUCCAAACCUCCAACUUCAACUCGACCUUCAACACCUGGUUCACUCCAGUCAUCGACAACAUCACCCGCCACUCAGACUAUGCCGCUCGCUUCGCCGCCGGCCAAUAUGCGUCCCACGUUCCCCUCCUGACUGGCACGUCAGAUGGCGAGGGCACUAUAUUCAGCCUCGUCUACGGCGGUGAAAACACCAACUUCAGCUCCUGGAUCAACACCUUCGAUGCCGACAGCGCUCAUAUCGAGGAUUCUGUCUUGAUUGAAGCAUACAACGCUUCCGAGUACGGAAGCGAGUCACUCCGGAGCGGCGCUCAGUACGGCGACGCCCGCUUCAACUGUGCGGUGGACUACCUCCAAGACCUCCGCAGUGCCAUCCAGGAUACUUGGGUGUACCGCUUCUUCGGCGCCUACGACAACGUUGUGGGGCCACCCAAUACAGCCCCUACCCACGGCACCGAGGUCCCUUUCUUCCACGGUGGAAAUGAGUGCUUCUCAGGACUCUCGGGAGUUACUGAGGCGCAGCAAGCACUGGCUGAUUCUAUCCACCAGUGGUUCGUCGAGUGGAUUAAGAAUCCCUCUGCCGGUCCUGGCUGGGAAAAGGUCACACCUGAGUCCGGCCCACUUGUCGAGCUUGGUGUCCCUGGUGACGAGACGUCUCUGAUCGCGGCAUCGACUGACGAGUUCAACGGUCGCUGCCAAGCCGUCUAUAAGCCGGCUUUUCCCCGAUAUCCCGUCGUUCAAUCAGUGGAAAGAUUGUUGAACUAAUUGUCACAAUGAGAGUGUCUUUGCUUUCGACCCGCGGAAAGCUUAUGUCCAGUCGCGAUCCCGAAACCAGAUAUAGUGUACAGAUGAAAGGACUUGUAUGACUAUCUGCCAGGUAUAUAGUGAAAGAGCCCAAUUUCGGGUAUUAAGUGCUUGAGUACUUAGGUGUGACUCUUUCUGCAGUCAUAAAAUCUAUACACAAGACUCGGCUCAACGGCAUCGAAUUCUCCCCCUCAGCGCUGGGAAGGUGGUUGCUGCUGCCCUUUCAACUGCUUUGUAUCCUAAGUGCAACAAUUUUAAGCGCGUCUUCCAAGGCAGAUACGGCGUCAUCC
Messenger RNA from Diaporthe batatas, 2114 nucleotides. RefSeq lists its product as uncharacterized. The transcript has 5 exons. Lineage: Eukaryota; Fungi; Ascomycota; Sordariomycetes; Diaporthales; Diaporthaceae. The record is from RefSeq and is a predicted model, not a curated record. The coding region runs from base 169 to 1785 and encodes 538 amino acids.